AUGGCUGGGAUUUCUAGUGAAGAUUCUGGAGUGGGAAGGUCUAUGGAGGGGAUUUCAAGUGGGCAGCGCUGCCUGUCUGGGGAAGCCUUAGCUGAAUGGCGGUCCUCUGAGCAGGUGGAAAAUGGAACCCCAUCUACUUCGCCCCCUUAUUGGGACUCUGACGACGACGACGACGGUGGGCCCAAACCGUCUGAGUUAUAUGGAAAAUAUACAUGGAAGAUAGAGAAAUUUUCUCAGAUUAACAAAAGAGAACUUCGUAGUAAUGCCUUUGAGGUUGGCGGCUACAAAUGGUAUAUUCUAAUCUAUCCCCAGGGUUGUGAUGUUUGCAAUCAUCUCUCUUUGUUUCUUUGUGUAGCUAAUCAUGACAAACUUCUUCCAGGUUGGAGUCAUUUUGCACAGUUUACAAUAGCUGUGGUAAAUAAAGAUCCUAAGAAGUCGAAAUAUUCUGAUACAUUACAUCGAUUUUGGAAGAAAGAGCAUGACUGGGGGUGGAAAAAAUUUAUGGAGCUGUCAAAAGUAUUAGAUGGGUUUAUUGAUGCUGACACUCUUAUAAUAAAGGCUCAAGUUCAAGUGAUCAGGGAGAAAGCAGACCGGCCAUUCCGCUGUCUUGACUGUCAAUAUAGGAGAGAACUUGUUAGGGUAUACUUGACAAAUGUAGAGCAAAUCUGUCGUCGUUUUGUGGAGGAGAGAAGAAGCAAACUUGGAAAGUUGAUAGAGGAUAAAGCUAGAUGGACAAGCUUUCGCUCCUUCUGGUUGGGUAUUGAACAAAAUGCUAGGCGCCGUAUGUCCAGGGAGAAGAUGGAUGCAGUCCUGAAAGUAGUCGUUAAGCAUUUUUUCAUUGAGAAAGAAGUCACAUCUACAUUGGUAAUGGAUUCAUUGUAUAGUGGUUUGAAGGCUCUUGAAGGCCAAACUAAAUCCAAGAAAGGUAGGGUGAAACUAUUGGAGGCUGAAGAAAUGCCAGCACCAAUUGUUCGUGUGGAGAAAGAUGCGUUUGUAUUGGUGGAUGAUGUGCUAUUGCUACUUGAGAGGGCUGCCAUGGAACCAUUACCUCCAAAAGAUGAGAAGGGUCCUCAAAAUCGUACAAAAGAUGGAAAUUCUGGAGAGGACUUCAACAAAGAUUCUAUCGAGCGAGAUGAAAGACGUCUUACGGAAUUGGGUCGUAGGACUGUGGAAAUAUUUGUGCUUGCCCAUAUUUUCAGCAAUAAAAUUGAAGUUGCCUAUCAUGAAUCUGUUGCAUUGAAGAGGCAAGAGGAACUCAUCCGUGAGGAAGAGGCAGCAUGGCAGGCUGAAAGUGAGCAAAAGGCAAAACGAGGAGCAACUGAAAAGGAAAAGAAGUCAAAGAAAAAACAGGCUAAACAGAAGAGGAAUAACCGGAAGGGGAAAGACAAAGGGAGGGAGGAAAGGCCUGAUAUACCAGUACAAGAGAAACAAGAAGAAGAAAACCCCACUGAGGAAAUGAAAGAUUACACAAGGGAUGAGGAGCAACCGGAGCUUGAAAAGCCAGAAACACUGGAUGAUGUAUCUGAUGUGUCUGAUUCAGUGGAUGGUGUUACUGAAGUACCUCAGCUUGAUUCUGAAGACAGAGAUGCUGGUCCAAUAAAUUGGGACACUGACACAUCAGAAGUCCAUCCUCCCACUGAAGCCAGCAGCAGUGGAAUUAGUGGGCUGUCAUCUGUGCAAAAUGGAGUAUCUGAAAGAAAGAGCCCAUCUGUGAUGGAUGAUAGUUCCUCAACAUGUUCCACAGACUCAGUCCCAUCAGUGGUAAUGAAUGGGCCAUAUAAGGGGAACUCCUUUUCUAAUUACAAAAACCAAAAAUCACCUAGCAGGGGGAAACAUCAGCGUGGCAAGGCAACAAGUGAUGGGAAUAAUUGGCCAAAUGAGAUGGAUAAUCAGCCUUCUGGACCUGUAGCUGAUGCCGGAUUUCUGAAUGAUGUUUCUGGAAGUAGUAAUAAGGUGCGUGAAUCUGAGUCUGAGCCUGCUGUUCAUUCAUUGCAGGAUCGGAUUAAGUGGCUGGAGCAGCAUGUUGUUAAGAAGGAGGAAGAAGUUGUUUCACUGCAGAAAAAAUUGAGUAUCAAGGAUCAGGUUGAUUUGGAAAGACCGUUGAAAGAGAAGACAUCGGCAGUAACAUCCUCACCUGGAAGCCCACCUAAAAUUGUGCCCUUGACGGGUCAACCGAAGUCAGAGUGCCAGAGUAGUGCUGUUAUAGAUUCUGUUCCACUUAGGAAGGGAUCCUCAAUCAGUGCACAGCAUACUGAUAGAGUGACACCUUUGACUACUACAUCCCAGAAUAACGGUGUGUCCAAACCUGAGACUCAGAAGGCUGCAACUCCAAAACCAGCUGAAAAAGCCAUGGCACAGCAAGUGCCUGUGUUGUCUAGGCCUUCCAGUGCUCCUCUGGUUCCUGGUCCCAGGCCUACUUCUGCUGUUGUGCCUAUUGUUCAAACAGCUCCUCUGCUUGCUCGUUCAGUAAGUGCAGCUGGCCGGUUGGGUCCUGACCCAUCACCAGCAACUCAUAGUUAUGUUCCCCAGUCAUAUAGAAAUGCCAUUCUGGGUAACCAUGUAGCUUCAGGUUCAACUGGUAUGACGCAUAACUCUCCAACCUCAGGAGUGAACCCAUCCCCAGUAUACUCACAGUCACCAGCCUUGGUAUCUGCCCCAAUGUUCUUACCUCAGGGCUCUGAAAUGAUGGACCCAAGCUCAGUUAAAUCAGGUUUUUCGUUUGGGAUGGUAACUCGGGAUGCGUUGCAUAAUGGACCCCAAUGGAUGGAGAGUUCUCAAAGGGAAUCGAUCAAAGGCAUGAAUUACGAUCCUUCCUCCUUGCUUCAUGAUCAAAAUUUUGACUUCUACAAACCGCCUUUACAUAGCAGGCCACAGGAACAUUUGUCCACUGAGUUCCCAGCCUGUACAUCUGGGCGUCAGACCCAAGGUGUAUCGGCUGAUGAAUUCCCUCACCUUGAUAUCAUCAAUGAUUUGCUUGAUGAUGAGCAUGGCUUUGGACCUGCUAGAGGAAGCUCAGUCUUCCACCCCUUCAGCAACGGGCCAACCCACUUAAAUCGGCAGUUUUCUUACCCCGGUGAUUUGGGCAUGUCUAGCGACACGGGGUCUGCAACCAGCUCUUGUAGGUUCGAGCGGACACGGAGUUACCAAGAUGAUGGGUUCCAGAGGGGCUACUCUUUAGGGGGACAUUUCGAAUCACUUAGGGAAUUUACUCCGCAAGCUGGUCCGCCACCUUACGUGAAUGGGCAGAUUGAUGGGUUAAUUCCUAACCAGUGGCCGAUGGCAAAUUCUGAUCUAUCUGUACUUGGCAUGAGGAACACAGAAUCUGAGGGCUACCCUUACUACAGUCCUGAAUAUUCGAACAUGGCAUGUGGGGUGAAUGGGUACACUGUAUUCCGGCCUUCAAAUGGUCAGUGA
Prunus armeniaca (apricot) is the source of this 3414-nucleotide messenger RNA. The record is from the annotation of a GenBank genome assembly. NCBI's taxonomy places the organism in Eukaryota, Viridiplantae, Streptophyta, Magnoliopsida, Rosales, Rosaceae.